AUGUCUGAUUUCCUUAAAGGUUGCCCUGAGCCUCCCACCGAGCUGGGUCGCUAUCGAAUCCUUUCCUCUACUGCUGGAGCCCGCGUGUCUCCCCUCUGCCUGGGUACCGGAACCUUUGGCACUGCCUGGGCUGAUAUAUCCACAAGCGUUGACGAGGAGCAAAGCUUCAAGAUCCUUGACGCGUUUGCCGAAGCUGGCGGCAACUUCAUCGACUGUGCCAACGUUUACCAGAAUGGGCAGUCAGAGGCUAUCCUCGGGAAGUGGAUGGCUUCACGAGACAACCGUGACAUGAUGGUCGUGGCCACCAAGUACACGGGUGACUACCGCCUCUUCGAUCUUGGUCCUGGAAGGACUGUCAAUUACUCUGGAAACCACAAGAAGUCCAUGUUCCUGUCGCUCCAGGCCUCCCUCGAAAAGCUACAGACCACCUAUGUCGAUCUGCUUUUUGUCCAUAUGUGGGAUUUCUCUACCUCGGUGGAGGAGGUCAUGGACGCCCUUCACGUCCUUGUUCAGCAAUCCAAGGUUCUCUACCUUGGUAUCUCAGAUACGCCUGCUUGGGUUGUCGCGGCUGCCAAUACGUACGCCAGGGCCCAUGGAAAGACCCCCUUCAGCGUGUAUCAGGGUCGCUGGAACAUCAUGCGACGUGAUUUUGAACGGGACAUCAUCCCCAUGGCCCAGCAUUUCGGCAUGGCGCUUUGUGCCUGGGAUGCUCUCGGGGGAGGUAGACUUCAGACCAAAAAGCAACUUGAGGCUCGUAAGCAGGCUGGUGAGGGUCUCAGGGCGAUUCAUGGUCCAGAGCAGACCGAGGAUGAACGCAAGAUCAGCGAGGCCCUGGAAAAGGUGGCAGCUGAGCACGGCACCGAAAGCAUCCAGCAGAUUGCAUUGGCGUACAUCUCACAGAAGACAAGGAACGUGAUUCCGCUGGUUGGCGUUCGCAAGGUUGAGCAGUUGCAAGAUAACAUCAAGUCACUGAGCAUUCAUCUGACUGAUGAGCAAAUCCAGUACCUUGAGGGUGUCAAGGAAUUCGACCCUGGCUUCCCCGCCACCAUGAUUGGGGAGGAUCCAAAGGAGACGGGCGUGUCUGGACCCAUGGUUGCCUCAUUCGCUCACAUUGCGUGGCAAAAGGCUUCCCGGCCUAUUGGGAGGGGCUGA
Molecule: messenger RNA, 1152 nt
Organism: Fusarium falciforme
Lineage: Eukaryota; Fungi; Ascomycota; Sordariomycetes; Hypocreales; Nectriaceae
Product: Putative aryl-alcohol dehydrogenase AAD14
Exons: 1
Coding region: 1-1152 (383 amino acids)
Source: RefSeq, a predicted model, not a curated record